This is a messenger RNA of Macroventuria anomochaeta, 2187 nucleotides long. Its product is annotated as FAD/FMN-containing isoamyl alcohol oxidase-like protein MreA. Bases 114 to 1967 code for a protein of 617 amino acids. The record is from RefSeq and is a predicted model, not a curated record. Gene Ontology annotation, molecular function: FAD binding; oxidoreductase activity. The transcript has 3 exons. NCBI's taxonomy places the organism in Eukaryota, Fungi, Ascomycota, Dothideomycetes, Pleosporales, Didymellaceae.
CGGUCCUUCUUUUCGCCACUGCCAAACGGUGCGGGUAGCGGGCACUUGCAAAGAGCAUCCGGAGCCGUUACGUUGUCACAGACUCAUUGAUCACGAUCAGACGGGAGACUAUCAUGGCUCCAUCUACGAUCUGGUUCACAGCACUCUUGGCUGCUUCGACAAGCGCCUCACCUUUGCUGACUCGCCGUAACCUCAACGUGCUCGUGGAGGCUGACCUCGAAGGUAUCACUUCAUCUGUCAAGAACCUCUUCCUCCAGGGCUCCAACACUACCGUCCCCAAGAAUGAACAUUCUCGUUGCAAGGUCUACCCAGAAGAUGCUGCAUGGCCGUCCGACGAGGCAUGGUCACAGCUGAAUGAGUUGACUGGUAACCGCCUACUCUCAAGACCUACGCCUCUCGCUGCCGUCUGCUAUCCGUCCCAUCCGGACUACGAUGCUGAGCAGUGUGCGACCUACUCGGCAACAUGGACUCAAUCGUACACACACAUGCACGAUCCUAUCGAGAUGAUGUCUCCGGUUGCUCAAGGUAUGACUUGCACAGCACCAGUCAUCUUCGAUAGCCACAACUGCACUCGAGGAGGCUUCCCGGCCUACGUUGUCAACGCCACGGAGCCAAAGCAUGUCCAGCUCGCCGUCAACUUCGCCAGGAACUCAGGUGUUAGACUCAUCGUCAAGAACACCGGCCAUGACUUCCUUGGCAAGAGUGGCGGUAAGGAUGCUUUGAGCAUCUGGACACACUACAUGAAGGAUAUUGAGUACAUUGAAGAGUAUGCAGACGAGGAGCUCGGUUACACUGGCCCUGCGUUCAAGGCUGGUACCGGUGUACAGGCUUUCGAAAUCUACAAGGCCGCAAACGAGAAAGGCAGGAUCGUUGUCGGUGGAGAAGGCGAGACAGUCGGUGUCAUGGGAGGCUACAUCCAAGGAGGUGGACACUCUCCGCUGACCGGACUGUACGGCACUGGUGCGGACAAUGUUCUUGCCUUCGAGGUCGUCACUGCUCAUGGCGAGUUCGUUGUUGCGAACUCUACCUCGCACACUGACCUUUUCUGGGCAAUGCGCGGCGGAGGUGGCAGCACUUUCGGCGUUGCAACCUCAGUCACCGUUAAAGCACACCCCGAUCUACCAGUCACAGCGUGCCGCUUCAGCUUUUCGUCUAAGCAGACUGGCAACGAGACGUUUUGGUCCGCCGUUCGUUCCUACCUCGACAUCAACGUUGCGAACGCCGAUGCCGGAACCUACACCUACUGGAUGAUCCUCCCAUCGAACGGCUCCUUCACGUUCCAAUUCUCCCCCUUCUUCGCACCAAACAAGACCCUCGAAGAAGCCACCGCCCUUCUACAACCCUGGUUCCACAAACUCGACAGUCUGAACAUUACCUAUGCACCCAACAUCACCUACUUUGACACCUACUACUCCGCCUGGCGCUCCUCCUUCCCUCUCGAAUCUGUGCAAAAAGCCAACGUCGCCACAGGCUCGCGCCUCUUCCCGCGGGCCAACUUUGAAACCGAGGAGAAGCGCCAAGAGCUGUACGAAAACAUCCGCUCGUCCAGCGAGAAGAAUCGCGUGCAAGUACACUUCAACAUGCAGGCUAAGUCGACCAGCGACAAUGCUGUGAACUCGCACUGGCGCCCUCUUGUGUCUUUCUCUAUGCAGUCUGUGCGCUGGCCUAUCAAUAGCACCGCCGAGGAGAUUCUCAAGAUCAGGAAGGACUUCCAGGAUGUCGAUAUGCAGAAGUGGAGGGAUAUUAGUCCUGACGCGGGAAGUUAUUUGGCCGAGGCUGACAGGCUUGAGCCGGACUUUGGGCAGGCGUUCUUCGGUGACAAAUACCCAAGGCUGUUAGAGUUGAAGAGCAAGUUGGACCCGCAGGACGUGUUUUUCGCGACCACAGGAGUUGGCAGCGAGAGGUGGAAGGUGGAAAGUGUGGAUGGGUUGCCAAAUGAGAAUGGCAAACUAUGUCGUGUUGAGUGAGGAGCAGAUGACCAGUAGACGAGUUGUUACAUUCCAGGUUUUCUAUCGAGAGCCCAUCUAAUUUAUUUCCCACAAGCAGGAAACCGUAGAGUCCGUCUGUCUUCGACAAGAACAGUGUGCGAAGACAAUCCACCCUCGACCUUCCUCUCUCUCACCUUCUUCUCCUUUCGCAACACUAAUCGUGCUUCUUCACCCCCUCUCACCAGCCUUGCACGCAGCC